Lycium ferocissimum is the source of this 533-nucleotide messenger RNA. RefSeq lists its product as uncharacterized. Gene Ontology annotation, cellular component: photosystem II; membrane. Gene Ontology annotation, biological process: photosynthesis. The record is from RefSeq and is a predicted model, not a curated record. The transcript has a single exon. Lineage: Eukaryota; Viridiplantae; Streptophyta; Magnoliopsida; Solanales; Solanaceae. The coding region runs from base 88 to 447 and encodes 119 amino acids.
AAGUUAAAAAUCUCUCUCCUCUCAAAAACCACUCCUUAUCUAUACCAUACUCUCAUUCAACACACACCUAACAAGACAGGCAAAAUUAUGGCUUCUACUUGUGCAGUUUCCAUGGCAAUGCCACUGAGUCAGAAGAGACAACCAGCAAGUGUUGAGGCUUUCUUGAAGCCAUUGCCAGUUAGGCCCUCAAAGACUACUACUGCAGCAACAAAACCAGUAGCAAAGUUUCAAGUCAAGGCUUCACUUAAGGAGAAAGCUUUGACAGGAUUGACAGCAGCUGCACUGACUGCUUCCAUGGUCAUUCCCGACGCAGCCGAAGCAGCUGAAGGUGUUUCACCAUCCCUCAACAACUUUUUGCUCAGCAUUAUUGCAGGUGGAGUUGUGCUUGCUGCAAUUCUUGGCGCAAUAAUUGGUGUCUCCAAUUUCGAUCCUGUCAAGCGGACUUAAGAAGCAUAAUUCUUAUAUCUCUCGAUUUUCUUCUUGUAAUCUCUCUCAUGUUUCCAGUGAACAUCUAUAAAAUGUUUACCAAUCAA